AAAUGACAUUUAUUGUUUUCAGGAUUGGUUAUAGUAGAAUAUAAAAUGCUUCCAUUGCGUUUAAACUGUUUAUGCAAGCAUUCUACAACUUUAUUGCGAAGAUUGAAACAAAAACCUCCAAAAUAUUUACAAAUAUCUCGUACUUACAAAGAACUAGCAACAAUAUCUCAGUUUCAAGAUCAUGAGGUGUACAGUAUGCAUAGACCCGAUCCAGACAUGAGGGAUGGCCCUAUUGUAUGUCCUGGCAAUGAAGCUGACUACUUAAUACUUGGUGGUGGCAUUAUGGGUCAAGCCCUUGCGUUUAAUAUAUGGAAAGCAAUGGAAACAACUACCGUGCUUAAAGCUUCAAAACAUUAUGGAUGUAAAAUAGUUGUUGUGGAGCAAGACCCUAGUUUGCUUGAAUCCUCCACAGCGUUAUCAGCAGGUGGAAUCCGAACUCAGUUCUCAAACCCUGCUAAUAUUCAACUAUCCAUGCUCACUGCUGAGUUUAUAAGGGAUAUCAAAGUGCAUCUGAGUACAGUGGAUAACCAGGACCCCGAUGCCCAAUACAACCCACAAGGUUACUUAACCAUGGCAACACAAUCAGGGGCAUCAAGGCUGAUGAAGAAUUAUCAAACUCAAGUUGAAACUGGUGCAAAGAUCAUGUUAUUCACACAAGACCACCUCAAGGAAACAUUCCCAUGGAUUAAUGUAGAAGGAAUUGAGCUUGCCACUUAUGGCUUGGAGAACGAGGGCUGGUUUGAUCCCAUGAUGUAUGUUAACAGUUUCAAGGCAAAGAAUCCAACCCUAAACAUCCACAAUGUUAAAGGCAAGGUAGUCGGUUUCAAGAACAUAAGAAGUGACCCUGCUUACUUGCCCAAUAUUGUUGUGAUGGCUGAUGGUAAAGAGGUUAUACAGGAUGAGAAGAUAGAAGGGGUCUAUAUAAAAAUGCCCGAGCACGAGAAACCGAUCUUUGUUAAAAGUGGAACGACUGUUAUAUGUUGUGGUGCUAUGUCCGGUGAAGUUGCUAGAUUGGCUGGGGUGGGUGAGGGGAGGCCAGAAGAUGGGAAGUACCUUGAAUAUGAGUUACCAGUCGAGCGUCGUAAGCGCUACGUAUACGUCGUCCACUGCCCUGAUGCCCCAAUGUUCGACUUCCCUUUCCUGGUUGAUCCAUCGGGAGCUUAUGCUAGGAGAGACGGAUUCGGGGGGAAAUAUAUUUGUGGGAUGUCGCCUACUGAGGAAAAUGAACCUGACAUCACUAACCUGGACGUUGAUUGUAAUUUCUUUGAUGAAGAAGUUUGGCCAAGGUUGGCUCAUAGGAUUCCAGCCUUUGAAAAACUCAAGAUGACAUCUUCAUGGGCUGGUUACUAUGAUUAUAACACAUACGAUCAGAAUGGUGUAAUAGGACCUCACCCAUACCAUCUAAAUCUCUACUUCCUUACUGGCUUUAGUGGCCAUGGCUUACAGCAAUCAUAUGGAGCAACUAAAGCACUUGCAGAUCUUAUAGUAAAAGGUGAAACAGACAUUGAUAUUUCUCCUUUCUCAUUCAAUAGGUUUAUAAGCAAUCAACCAUUGCUGGAAACCAAUAUAAUAUGAGAAUCUCUUCCAAAAAUAUGGCAAUUGUCGCCCAUCGUUUACACCUUCCAAUUUCAAAUUUGGUUGGGGAAUUUUUCCUAUGCAAUUUUUAUAAAAGCUGCCUAAUAUGCAAUAUAUAUUAUGUUUCUGGUGAGGAUCAUUUAUAGGUGUUGACUUAGGUUUAGAUCUGGCAACACUGUAAAUAAUUUUUAGUUGCGCAACACUAUUAAUAGGUUUUUGUUGCACAAAACUGUAAAUGGGUUUUUGUUGUGCAGAACUGUAAAUUAGUUUUUAUUGUUACCGAGUUUGACUGUACUUAGCAAAAUGUUUAUUUUUAACAUAUCUAUCAUAGCUUAAUCAUUAUCUCAUGUAAAUGUAUUGAUGCAGCAUGCUAUAGCAUGAUGUAUGUAACAAAUGGCAUAUGUUAUACUCCAUAUAUAGGUCAAAAUUUGUGUAUAUCUUAAAUCUCAUGUACACCCCCAGGUCAACAUUCUACCUCUAUUGUUUAUUUAUACGGUAGGGUGGGGGAAGAUGGGACACUUUUUCAUUAUAUUUUUUUUUCCUAUUUGGUAGUAAACAAAGAACAUUCAAAGAAUUAUAAAACCGUAUCCCCACGACUCCCAUAGACCAGGGCUUAUUGUUUAAAACACGGUCAGGAUAUUUGGGUAUUAUGUGCUAACGUUUUCCCUUCUUUCCCCACCCUACUGUAUACAAGUUACUUUGGUAAUGGGAGUUUUGGACUUAUUUGUGUUUUACUUUCAUGUUUUAUUUAGUGCCGGUAGAGUAGUGAUGAUAUUAUUUCUAAAUAUUUUAUUUUUUAUGGUGUUAGCUGAAAAUGAAAUGGUGUUUUUAUGUUGGGAUGCAUAUGCUGACUGCUGUAUUUCGUUUUGUGGAUAAUUGUAGCAAUAUAUAUUGGGGCUUUGUGA
Ciona intestinalis (vase tunicate) is the source of this 2480-nucleotide messenger RNA. The record is from RefSeq and is a predicted model, not a curated record. NCBI's taxonomy places the organism in Eukaryota, Metazoa, Chordata, Ascidiacea, Phlebobranchia, Cionidae.